Sinocyclocheilus rhinocerous is the source of this 291-nucleotide messenger RNA. Its product is annotated as insulin-like growth factor 2 mRNA-binding protein 1. The transcript has 2 exons. Gene Ontology annotation, molecular function: RNA binding. The record is from RefSeq and is a predicted model, not a curated record. Lineage: Eukaryota; Metazoa; Chordata; Actinopteri; Cypriniformes; Cyprinidae. The coding region runs from base 34 to 291 and encodes 85 amino acids.
UGUUUUGGGGGGGGGGCGUUAGAGUUUUUCACGAUGAACAAGCUAUAUAUUGGAAAUCUCAAUGAAAACGUGACUGCAGAGGACUUGGUUAAAACCUUUGAAGAUAACAAGAUCCCAUACUCUGGACAGUUUCUCAUGAAAACUGGCUAUGCGUUUGUUGAUUGCCCAGACGACCAAUGGGCAAUGAAAGCGAUUGAAACAUUUUCUGGUAAAGUGGAACUUCACGGCAAACGAAUUGAGGUCGAACAUUCUGUCCCUAAGAAGCAGAGGUAUUUGCUUUCUCUUGAAUAG